Molecule: messenger RNA, 3082 nt
Organism: Xenopus tropicalis (tropical clawed frog)
Lineage: Eukaryota; Metazoa; Chordata; Amphibia; Anura; Pipidae
Gene: ca8
Product: carbonic anhydrase VIII
Exons: 9
Coding region: 178-1026 (282 amino acids)
Molecular function (GO): zinc ion binding; carbonate dehydratase activity
Source: RefSeq, a predicted model, not a curated record
UCCCAUCCCUACACUUGUUGCCAGUCCUGCCCAUCUCCCCGGGCUGUGCGCUCAGACAGGUCCCGGUGCCUCUGGGCGGAGGGCGGGCACUUGAGUUGGGGCACAAGUAGAGAGAGCGCUAGCCCGGCCUGGCACAUCCCAUACAGCAGGAGGGGAGGAGGAGGCCACAGCGAUCCCAUGGCUGACAAACACUAUAUAGAGGACGAGGCUGUACAAGGGGAAAAAGAGAACCAGGAAUGGGGCUAUGAAGAAGGUGUUGAAUGGGGUCUGCUUUAUCCAGAGGCCAAUGGAGAUUACCAGUCUCCAAUCAACAUCAAUUCAAGAGAGGCCAUGUAUGACCCAUCAUUGUUAGAGGUUCGAUUAACACCCAGCUAUGUUGUUUGCCGUGACUGUGAAGUAAUUAACGAUGGGCAUGUUGUUCAGAUAUUGCUGAAAUCAAAAUCAGUUUUAAAAGGUGGUCCAUUACCUCGAGGCCAUGAGUAUGAACUGAAUGAAGUACGGUUUCACUGGGGCAAAGAAAACCAACGCGGCUCUGAGCACACAGUUAACUUCAAAGCAUUUCCAAUGGAACUCCAUCUUAUCCACUGGAAUUCUACACUUUACAGAAGUCUUGAAGAAGCUAUGGGGAAAGUGCAUGGAAUUGUUAUCAUUUCCUUGUUUGUACAGAUAGGAAAAGAAAAUAUUGGCCUUAAAGCUAUCACAGAGGUUCUUCAGGAUAUAUUUUAUAAAGGGAAAUCUAAGACGAUACCAUGCUUUAAUCCCAACACCUUAUUACCAGACCCCCUGCUGCGUGAUUAUUGGGUAUAUGAGGGAUCUCUUACAAUGCCACCAUGUAGUGAAGGAGUUACCUGGAUAUUAUUUCGAUACCCUUUAACAGUUUCUCAAACACAGAUUGAAGAAUUUAGGCGAUUAAGAACCCAUAUCAAGGGAGCAGAUCUUCCAGAUGGCUGUGAUGGAUUAAUGGCAGAUAACUUUAGACCAACCCAACCCCUUAGUGAUAGAAUCAUUCGAGCAGCAUUCCAGUAAAUACAAGAGGGGAGGACAUUUACUUUCAGGUCUGGGAAAGGAAGAAAUGAGUGAAUCCCCUUUGUAUGUGAAGUCAUCAGUGAGUGCAGUAUGUGUUAUGAAUACUUUGCUGGGCACAGCGCUAUUUUCUCAAGCUGGAUCCCGUGUCGCGGUUGCUAUGCUUGCAAGGGUGCGCACAUGAGAAUACAGUCACAGGGCUGCUUCACAGGACACUAAUGAUGGGUGAUCCUGCCCUUCUGCGGCUCUUUCCUUGCUGCCCCCAGUGUGAUAUUCAUAAAACCUUCUGAUGACAUCACUAAUGACAUCAUAGGCAAACUUUGCAAGCAAUGGAUGAAAAAAAGAGAGGGGAUUUGUCAGUACAAGCGCUCUCACCAUUGGUGGAAUCACUUGUCUAUCAAAUAUGCAAGUUGGCAACCAUAGCAGUAGGGAAGGAAAGUUGCAAAAAGCUGCGGAUACUUGACAAUAGUGCAGAAUAAAAAAGAAAAUAUAUUUAAUUACAUAAACUAUUUAUACUCUGCAUUUAAAUUGCAUAAUAGUUCCGCUUUAUGUUUGGGCGAAGGGACAAGUAUAUACAGCUGGUAACUACUAUUGGGACGCAAAGACAAUUCAGUUACUGUUUUGUUUUAAUGAUGAAACCGCCCUGCAUUGCUUCCCUGAAAAAAUGUGAAAAACCAUGGAUAAAUUAGCAAACUGGCGAAAUUUCAGAAAAUGCAUUGGAGUCAAUGGGUGUAUUUUUUUGCAGUGGCUGUUUGGUGCCAAACACAUUGGAGUCAACAGGCGUUUUUCCAUGUGUUUUCUUGAACCAAAUACAUCGUAGUCAAUGGACAUUUUUGGGGAGUUAAUAAAAUCUCAUUUCUAAACACCAUUCUUCAUUUCCAUUAUUUUCCAAACAUGGCUUAAACAGGGUAUAUAAAGCCGCUCAUAAUCUCUGAACAACAAAAGUAAACAUCAAUAAUAAAUUUGCUCAUCAUCCAAAUUAGCCAUUUGUGGCAACGUUCUGCAACAACUUUUUAAAUUUUCAUAAUAAACAUUGUGUCCAAAUACUUGCAUUUGCAUAUAAUUAUACUCUUAAUGCAAAGCCUCCUCAUUAUGAUGGUUGGCAAAAUCCCAAUGCAACUUAAUUUCUUUGACUUUAAUUUCUGGACCAAAAGCAUUAGCUUGAACAUGUGAAAAAUGUAUAAUGUGCUCAUUCAAUUAGGAAGUAAUUAGAUAUUCAAUCAACCAUAUAUCACACUUGGGAUUAGGAAAGGAGGGAAAAAAAGAUGUGCUUCGUUCUUGAGCAUAAAACAGUUUUGUUAAUUAGUUAUUGCUAAUUGAGAUUGAGAAAGCAUCAUUAUGUUACCAAGCAGGUCUGCUUCAACUGUGUGAUAAAAAAGCUGAAAUCAUUGCAGUGUAAGAUAACACAAAUCACCUGCAUGUAGCAUGCUUGCAGUGACAAAUAUAAUGCUGCUCAGUGAACAAAACCAUGCAGAUAGUUUGCUGGGCUUGAUUACAGUUAGUACAGACUGCAUGAUGGGGGUUGUAGUUGUGGGGAAAAAAACCCUUAUUUAAAAGGGUUCCUCCAACCAAAACCUUUUUUUUCCUUAAUUAAAGUAAUUGUAAGCAACUUUCUGUGAUACAGUCAUUACAACAUGUCAGUGGUUUUACAAAGUAAGUAUAGUUGCAACUGAAAGUGCAACUGCCUGACCAAUAAUAUUCUUUGCGCUCCUGGCUCCGACCCCUGAAUCAAUUUUGCAAAGACAGAUGAGUAACAGAUCUGCUUUUAGUAUCUAUUAAAUUUUCAAAUAACUUCCAAAAUUAUUAUUUUUUUGUAAUUAAUGUGUAUUGGAAAGUUACUCGGAAUUACAUAUUCUUUUUAUUAUUAUUAUUGCAAAUAAACUAAAUCAAUUUUUGGGUUGAGGACCCCUUUAGAGGGGCUGACCCCUCCCUCCCUUUUUCAAAGUGGGAAAGAGUCAGAACAAGAAAGAACAUCAUUUAAAAACUAUAACAAAAAUUAACAAUGAGGACCAAUAGAAAAUUAGAAAUUUUAUAACAUACUAAGGGACAGAUUCAUCAA